AUGUCAGUAAGGAGGAACAGUAUCGAAAUGGCACCAGUGCCAUCCUUAGGAAGGCUAUCAUCCCAAUCCGCAAGAUCCAUACAAAAGAUCGGCGGCAUCGCCAAGCUGCCUACCUUCCAGUCAGACGAGCAACCCAUCUUGCCUGCAGAACACGAGCUCAAGCGUGGACUCAAGGCUCGUCACCUCUCCAUGAUCUCCAUCGCUGGAACAAUCGGUACAGGCCUCUUCUUGGCCUCUGGAUCGUCCAUCGCUCAGGCUGGACCCCUUGGAGCAUUGAUCGCAUACACCAUGAUUGGAUCCAUGGUUUUUUUCAUGAUGACCUCUCUCGGUGAGAUGGCUACUCUGAUCCCUACCGCUGGCUCCUUCAACACCUAUGCUGCUCGCUUCGUGGACCCAGCUCUUGGAUUUGCCCUCGGAGUCAACUACUUCUUGAACUGGGCUGUCACAGUGGCGGUCGAGAUUGCUGCUGCUGCCAUGAUCCUCCAGUUCUGGGUCUCGCCCGAUUUGUUUCCAGGAUGGGCUUGGAGUCUUCUCUUCCUCGUCUUCAUGGUCUCCGUCAACGUCAUGUCCGUCCGUGCCUACGGUGAGGCUGAGUACUGGUUCAGUGUCAUCAAGGUCCUGACCGUCAUCAUCUUUAUUGUCGUCGGAAUCUUGGUCGAUGCCGGUGUGGUCGGAGGCGACAAGAUUGGCUUCCGCAACUGGACCAUCGAAGGCGCUCCCAUCAGGGAUGGUUUUGGAGGAAUUCUCGGUGUCUUCCUGGUCGCAGGAUUCUCUUUCCAGGGAACAGAGCUCAUCGGUAUCGCUGCAGGAGAGAGUGAGAACCCUCGCAAGAACGUCCCCAAGGCAAUCAAGCAGGUUUUCUGGCGCAUCUUGCUCUUCUACAUUAUCUCUAUCUUUAUCAUCGGUCUCGUCAUCCCCAACACCGAUCCCAACCUGCUCAACAGCGGCGGCGUCGACAAGUCUGCUAUCGCCAUCUCUCCCUUCACCUUGGUCCUCCAAAAGGCCUUCAAGCCCGCCUCCCAUAUUAUGAACGCCGUCAUCUUGAUCACCGUUCUCUCUGCAGGAAACUCUGGAAUGUAUGCUUCUACACGCACGCUGAUGAUGUUGGCUCGUGACGGAAAGGCCCCUGCCGUCUUUGGCCGUGUCAACAGCCGUGGUAUCCCUAUGCAGUCCCUUGCCUUUACCACUCUGAUCUCGGCUCUGUGCUUCUGCGCAUCCCUUUUCGGCGCUGGUGAGGUCUACAACUGGCUGUUGAACAUCUCUUCCAUCUCUGGUUUCAUUGCCUGGCUCGGUAUUGCUCUUUCCCACUAUCGCUUCCGUCGUGCCUAUGUUGCCCAGGGUGGAGAUGUCUCUCGUCUCCCAUACAAGGCUGCCCUGUUCCCGUGGGGUCCCAUUUACGCCCUCCUCCUCUGCACUGUUGUUGUCUGCGGUCAGGGAUACUCUGAGUUUACCAAACCCAACCCAAGCGCGAUCAACUUGGUGGCCUGCUACAUUGGCCUGCCGUUCUUUAUUGCCAUGUAUGUUGGCUACAAGCUCUUUUACAAGACCAAGCUUGUUCCUCUGAUGGAGUGCGACUUUAGCGUCUCCAACCUCGAGGACGGCGACAUUGACGAGUUCCACGAGCUCUAUGAGCCCAGCAAGAACCAAGCCGACGAGAAGGAUCAGUAG
This is a messenger RNA of Linnemannia hyalina, 1668 nucleotides long. NCBI's taxonomy places the organism in Eukaryota, Fungi, Mortierellomycota, Mortierellomycetes, Mortierellales, Mortierellaceae. The record is from the annotation of a GenBank genome assembly.